AUGAAGUUUGCAUCGUCAUCGAUACGAGGCUUUCCCAUCGCUCCCUGCCUCCUGCGUGCCAGCAACAGCAAUGCGGGACGUCCGUCGUCCUCGUCUCUGCGGCACUUCUUCUCGUCGUCCGGCACGGACAUGCCGAAGAAGUUCCAGUGUCGACAGUGCCAUUACUCGACCAACAUCAUGACCAACCUGCGACACCACAUCCGCGUGCAUUCGGGAGAGCGGCCGUUCAAGUGCUCGGACUGUGGCAAGGGCUUCAUCCAGAAGAUCCAGAUGAUCAAGCACAACUGCAUCGCGCGCAUGCGCGACAUCGUUGUGCCUGCAUCGGCGGUGUCGCCAACGGGGCUCGCGCCUUCGUCACCAGUGCCGCCGGCAAACUCGCUCUUCAGUUGUUCCAAAUGCGGAGAAGCGUUCCUCGGCGAAGCGCUUCUCUUACAGCACAUGAUGCUCGUGCACAUGGCGCAAUGA
Rhipicephalus sanguineus (brown dog tick) is the source of this 465-nucleotide messenger RNA. Its product is annotated as zinc finger protein OZF. Gene Ontology annotation, cellular component: nucleus. Bases 1 to 465 code for a protein of 154 amino acids. Gene Ontology annotation, biological process: regulation of transcription by RNA polymerase II. Gene Ontology annotation, molecular function: RNA polymerase II transcription regulatory region sequence-specific DNA binding; DNA-binding transcription factor activity, RNA polymerase II-specific. The transcript has 2 exons. The record is from RefSeq and is a predicted model, not a curated record. Lineage: Eukaryota; Metazoa; Arthropoda; Arachnida; Ixodida; Ixodidae.